UUUCACAUUUUGCACAUUUAGCAGGCACUCUUAUCCAGUGUGACUUAUAGCUGUUGUUACAAUUGGAACACACCACAGAACAAUAUGAUGGCAUUUCAUCUUCUUAUCACUCUGGGAUUUCGAUUCAUUUCAGCGGAGUCACUUCUGCCUCAACCACAAAACGUUGAGGUGGUCUCUUACAACAUGGAUGCCAUAGUUAAGUGGGACGCUCCCCUUACUUCACUGAAAAACCUUACCUACACAGCUGAAUACAGAAUGCCUUCAACUGCCUUCUUCCACACCGUGUGUAAAGCCAUCAAAGAGCACAGGUGUGACUUCGGCGAUCUUCCCAGUUGCCAUGGAAAUUAUCAAUUCAGAGUGAGGAUAGAGUUAGAGGGAAAUACCUCCAGUUGGGUGAAAACCCCAAACUUCUCUCUUAAGAAAGGAACCGUAAUUGGUCCUCCAAACGUAACCUUGGUCACCAAGGGAGGAGCUGUGGAGGUGAACAUUCAAAAUCCGGUGCUAAAGAUCUCAUCGCUGAAAGAAGCCUACAGCAAAGUGGAAUACAAUAUCAGAUACUGGAAGAAGACUGACAAGAAGGAUGUGUUUGAGAGAGAGAUGGUGACUGAGCAACGUGUUAAGCUGAAGCCACUGGAGCCCAACACUAGAUACUGCGUUCAGGUUCAGGUGUACAUACCAAUGCCGCACAACAAUACAGGGCAGUACAGCAAGGCCGUGUGUGUGAUGAGCACCCCAAACAACACAACCACAGAUAGGGAGCGAAGGUUGUCUGAGGGCCUGGUGGUCAGUUUGGUGACGGUAGCUGUGGCUUUUCCACUACUACUCUUAGUCCCCUGGAUCAUCUACAAAGGGAAAAGGUUUCUCCAUCCCAAGGUUAAGCUGCCUGAGCAUUUGAAACAGCACCUGAUUGAUUCUCAUCAAUACCCUUACCUGGCCUCGCAGAUAACCUCUCCUCUACAAGAGAAGUAUGAUCAUAUCAGCGCUCUGUGUGAGGAAAAUCCAUACAAUGUGUUGACUGACAUACCAGAGGACAACCUUUACCAUGUGGAUAGUGGGGUCUCUGUAGAGAUGCCUGAAUACUACAAUGCUGUUGCAGAAAAUGCCAAUUUUGACAUGCCCUACAAGAAUAUCUGACAAUGGUAUUAAGACAUGAGCUACUGUAAUCAUUCUGUAUAUGGGCAUAUGGAAUCUGAGGAUAACAGGUAGCCAUGAUGGAUUGCAAGCCAUUAACAUUAACGUGUCCAUUAGGGGCUGAGGCCCUUCAACAGAAAUAUUUUAACUUUUCUGUGUUUUUCCUUUUCAAUUUUCAUUCUUACAAAAACGUAUUUAACUUCAUACUUUCUAAAAAAAAAUUACAUACAGUAUAUGCACAGUACCAGUCAAAUGUUUGGACACACCUACUCAUUCAAGGGUUUUUCUUUAUUUUUUACUAUUUUCUACAUUUUAAAAUAAAAGUGAAUAAUU
Salmo salar (Atlantic salmon) is the source of this 1464-nucleotide messenger RNA. Its product is annotated as interleukin-10 receptor subunit beta. Gene Ontology annotation, biological process: cytokine-mediated signaling pathway. The record is from RefSeq and is a predicted model, not a curated record. NCBI's taxonomy places the organism in Eukaryota, Metazoa, Chordata, Actinopteri, Salmoniformes, Salmonidae. Gene Ontology annotation, cellular component: plasma membrane. Gene Ontology annotation, molecular function: protein binding; cytokine receptor activity.